Molecule: messenger RNA, 1548 nt
Organism: Wyeomyia smithii (pitcher-plant mosquito)
Lineage: Eukaryota; Metazoa; Arthropoda; Insecta; Diptera; Culicidae
Exons: 6
Coding region: 61-1437 (458 amino acids)
Biological process (GO): glutathione metabolic process
Molecular function (GO): glutathione transferase activity
Source: RefSeq, a predicted model, not a curated record
CCAUCAGUUUUGUUUCUUUUGGGUGGUAGAAAAGUCGCACAUUGUCGGGAUUUACACAAAAUGGUUAAAGUAACUCUUUAUACAUUGCACUUCAGCCCGCCCUGUCGGGCAGUGGAAUUAACUACUAAAGCCUUGGGUAUCGAGCUAGAUCAAAAAGUUGUCAAUCUUUUGGCGGGAGAACAUUUGAAAUCCGAAUUUAUGAAGCUAAAUCCUCAGCACACUGUGCCAGUACUGGACGAUAACGGAACAAUCAUUACUGAAAGUCAUGCUAUUAUGAUUUAUUUGGUUUCAAAGUAUGGUAAAGACGACAGCCUAUAUCCGAAAGAUCUUGUCCAACAGGCGCGAGUUAAUGCUGCUCUCCAUUUUGAAUCCGGUGUAAUGUUCGCUCGGAUGAGAUUCUUGUUUGAACCAAUCCUGUUUCAAGGCAGUGGAGAACUUCCUACCGCGAAAACGGAAUAUAUUCAGAAGGCUUAUCAGCUGCUGGAGAAUACUCUUAUUGAUGACUACGUAGCUGGUAAAUCGUUAACCAUUGCUGAUUUAAGCUGUGUUUCAUCCUUCUCAUCAGUGAUUGGCGUUGUUCCACUGGAUCAAACGAAGUAUCCCAAAUGUUACGCUUGGUUGAAUCGUUUGAAGAAAUUGCCUUACUACGAGGAAGCUAACGGCAGUGGCGCCGAUGGGUUGGCAAAAGCCGUUCUCGCCAGCGUGGAAAAAAAUUCCGCUGCUAAGCUAAGCAAAUUUUGCAAAGCUAGCCUCUGUCUAAUCAUGGGUAAGGUGGUACUGUAUACGGCGAAACUGAGCCCUCCAGGGCGUUCUGUGCAAUUGACCGCCAAGGCAAUUGGUCUGGAGGUGGAAAUUCAUCCCAUUAAUUUACUGGCAGGCGAUCAUCUGAAGCCCGAAUUCGUGAAGAUGAAUCCGCAACAUACCAUCCCUCUGAUUAUUGAUGAGGACGGAACUGUCGUGUACGACAGCCAUUCGAUUAACACCUAUCUGGCUAUGAAGUACGCUAAGGGCAGCAGUUUGUACCCCGAUGACCUAGCGACUCGUGCCAAAAUUAACUCGGCACUUCAUUUCGAUUCAGGUGUGCUUUUCGCUAGGCUUCGGUUCUAUCUGGAACCUAUUCUGUACUACGGAUCUACCGAGACCCCUCAGGAUAGGAUCGACUACCUCUACAAGGCGUACGAGCUCUUGAAUGAUACUCUUACCGAUAAUUAUAUCGUUGGUAACAAACUAACGUUGGCGGAUUUGAGCUGCGUGGCCAGCAUAGCGUCCAUGCAUGCCAUCUUUCCGAUCGACGCAAAGAAGUACCCGAAAUUGGCGGCUUGGUUGGAGCGUCUUUCGAAGUUACCCUACUAUAAGACCAUCAACCAGGACGGCGCGGAAGAAUUGGCUAACUUGUACAAGGUUAAGCUUGAAGAGAAUCGUCAGAAAGCCAAGUAAUAAAUGAUCCGGUUGAAGCAGUGAUUUUGUUUGUAUUUACCAUAUCAUUGUCACUUAUUAUAUGAAGAAUACAAAAACAACGCUAUCUAAAGUGAUCACGCCAAACACAAA